Messenger RNA from Pistacia vera, 977 nucleotides. RefSeq names its product sulfite exporter TauE/SafE family protein 3-like. Bases 1 to 819 code for a protein of 272 amino acids. Gene Ontology annotation, biological process: protein ubiquitination. Lineage: Eukaryota; Viridiplantae; Streptophyta; Magnoliopsida; Sapindales; Anacardiaceae. The record is from RefSeq and is a predicted model, not a curated record. The transcript has 10 exons. Gene Ontology annotation, cellular component: Cul4A-RING E3 ubiquitin ligase complex.
AUGGUUACUCAAGCUGCAGUUCCCUCUGUUGGAAGCACUUCAACCAAGGCGUUCUUCAAGGGUGUCGAGACAUGGAAAACAGAAACCAUUAUGAAAAAGGAGGCUGCGAAGCGUCUGGAAUCCAAUGGUGCUGGUGCUGCUGAGGUGGAGUAUAAGCCCCUUCCUAUGGUGACUAUUUUGGAGAUGUUUGUUGGAAGGAACUCGGACUUCUUGUGUUUGUGGGUUGCAUUCCUUGGACUACAAAUUUCCAAGGUACAUUCUAUUGCAUUAUUGACUUCUUAUACAAUGAGUAUCUACAAGUUUUUAUCUGCUUUUGCCUGUGCUGUAGCUUGUACAGGGAGUAGAGUAAUAGCUUCAAAGGGAGAGGACGGAAAAAGUUUAAUUGCACCAGCUUGCUACUAUUGUGCCUGGAUUAUUGGCUGGGGUGCGUUGGUGGGCUGCUUGGACAGGAGGAGGAUUUAUCAUGGGUCCACUGUUUUGGAGCUGGGAGUUCCUCCUCAGGUCCAAGUGCCCUGCUACCUUUGCUAUGACCUUCUCCUCAUCCAUGUCAGUUGUAGAAUAUUACCUUCUGAAACGUUUUCCUGUCCCUACGCUCUCUACUUUGUUGCUGUGGCUACCGUUGCUGCUUUUAUUGGGCAGCAUGUCGUGAGAAAACUGAUUAUUUUAUUGGGAAGGGCAUCGCUUAUCAUCUUCAUUUUAGCCUUGACAAUAUUUAUUAGCGCAAUAUCUUUAGGUGGGGUUGGCAUAUCAAACAUGAUUGAGAAGAUUGAAGCACAUGACUACAUGGGAUUUGAGAACCUCUGCACGUAUGAUGCGUAGAUUAUAGUUUGUUUGCGCUUUUUUUUUUUUUUUUUUUUUGGGUUAAUUCGUGUAUCAGAAAUUCUUAGGUGGUGUAAUCAUUCUCCUAAGGCUGAAUGUUUAUCUUCUGUUGCUGUGUUGAAGGAUGCUUACUAAUUCAAAAUUUUUUGUUUUUGACA